This is a messenger RNA of Cuscuta epithymum, 3026 nucleotides long. Lineage: Eukaryota; Viridiplantae; Streptophyta; Magnoliopsida; Solanales; Convolvulaceae. The record is from the annotation of a GenBank genome assembly.
UGGUACCUGCAAGACAAAGAAAAAUGGGUGAGACAACUAUGUGGGGCGGACAUUUGACUUGAGAGCUACAACAUUACAAAAAAGAAAUAAAAGAGGAGGUCCACACCAUGUUUAAUUGCAAUCAAACACCCUACCCUUUCUUUUUGUGAACCACAUGCUUAGAUAUCAUUUUGAGAGCUCCUAAACACCUCCCCCUCACCCCCCAUUCGAACUGAAAGGGAUAAGAAAGAAGGGAGAGCCUCACACUCAAAAGAGAAAGAGAUAAGGGAGCUGGCCGCAGGGUUAAUCUCCAGUUCGUGGAGCUCACUGUUUGGUUCGUAUCUUGAGAAAUACUCAUCCAAAAGGGGCGUGUGAGGUGUCCACUGAAAGCUCUCAAGAAGAGGAAUCCAUAGACAUGCGGUUUGAAGGAAACGGAGCAGUUUAAGGCCUCCAAAUCGUCCGAACAAAACGCAACCUUGCAGAAUACGUUUUUGUAUUCAAAGUUAGGGGACGAAUUUGUCGGAAAACACCCGUUCUAGGGACUGUUUUCGUGUCUUCGGUUAGGAGUUGAGCAAGCACCUCGAGGAGGCUGUUUAACACUCAUUUUUAAGCAAGGAAUCAGUUCUCAAACUUCCUUGGCCGAGGCUUUGGUCAUUGGAUCAAGAAGGAAUAGUUUAAAGCUCAUUUGAGGUUGAGGCUAGAGCUUGCUUCCUGUGCCCGUUGCUCGGGUGAUCCUUUGGAGAGAAGACGUGGUUCGUGCUUUCUCCAUUCUGUUUUGAACAAUAUUAAACAUGCUCAUGGAUAUUUUACUUUAGAGCCUGCGUGCUCAUGAAUAGCCCUGUGUGGCCCUUUUGUUUUAAACAAUGUUUUCCGCUGCGUUAUGAAUUACUUAUUAUGUUUGUUUAUGGAUGUUAUAUGUGUAAAUGAUAUUCAAGACGCCUUGUAUAAUAUGAAUGUGUUGGACUGCGGUUGACUAUUCGUAUUGUACGGCGGGUUGUUGACGUGUCCGGGGAGGUCCGGGGCGUGACAAUUAAGUUGGUAUCAGAGCCUUAGUCCAUAAACUUCAUAAUGAAGUCUCAAAAUUCUCUCUUGAAAAGAUUUUGAAAACCAUGAGCAUAGAAGUUUUGUACUUGGAGAGCUUUUGGUACUUGGGUUGCAAGGUCUCUAAUUGUUAAGAUGGUACCCUUAGCAAUUGGUAUGGCGGUGACUCGAGCCAAAAUGUGUCUUAAGUACCUAUCCGUCAAUUGACAUUGAUACGAGUCUAACGACUCUUUCCAAAUUUCUUUCAGAAAUGGACCGUGGUGGCAGGAUUACUAGGAGAAACCUGACUGGCCGUGUACCAGUGGAGACUGGACAGGGCAGUCGAAGGACCUCUAGGGCAUCUAGAGGAGCUGGCCGAGGAGGCCGAUCACAGACCGUGAGCGACGGUCAUGUGAGUACCGAGAACGAGAGCUACUGGUCCUAUGAGGACUCGACCUAUCGACCGGAGACAGAACCGGUUGAAACCCCUUAUGAAGGGGAUGAUGAUGAUGAUGAUGUAAGUGAUGAGGAGGAAAACGGCUCCUUAGCACGGAUUGAGGCACUACUCCAACAAUAUCACCGUGAGCGUGAAGAGAGGAGGGAACGUCGAAGGCGCCGAGCCGGGCAACCUUCGGGCGGGGCUUCAAGGGAGAGGAGUCAUGGUGACUCUAGGGCCCAUAUCGGACCACAUGAGGGCCGAGGUGAUGGAGGCCCGAUCGUAAGGAUCUCCAAAUACCUCAAAGAGGCACGAGACUUGGGGUGCAAACCCUUCAACGGAGCGGGUGACAUCUCGGUCGCCGCGGAAUGGAUCAAGAGGUUGAACGAAGCAGCCCUUGAUAUGCAACUCACCCCCGAGUUUAAGCUAAGGGUGGCGGUGAGGUUGCUUGAAGGGAUGGCAUCCACAUGGUGGGACGGAGCCAAGGGAAAGUAUGGCAACACGGUGACUUGGGAGAAUUUCCGACAGGAAUUCUUUGCCCAAUAUUAUUCUGAUUUUGAGGUGAACGCCAAGAGAAGAGAGUAUACCCUCCUGACCCAAGGGGGCAAAAUGACGGUGAGGCAACUUGAACACAAAUUCAGGGAGCUCGCGGAGUUCAUACCGGAGUAUGUCUGUGACGAGAACCGGAUGGUAAAUCACUUCUGGGAUGCCUUGGACUUAGAGGUGCGUGAGAGGGCAACACAGUUGCCUAACAUGACCUUUAGCCAAGUGGUCGAGCAAGGGUUGAAAGGGGAGAAACAAUGGGAGGAGAGGAAGAGGAGAGAUGCCGAAGAGGCGAAAAAGAGAAAGGGGGAGAGUCAUGGCCCUCAAGGUUCCAAUAAAAAGGGAAACCAUGGAGGAGGAUCUUUCCGAACACCACCGCCCCCACCUAGGGGGAACCAAGACCCGAAUGGACAAGGAUCACGGACCUCGGGGGUAGCUCGGUGCAAUAAUUGCAAAAGGAGCCACUUUGGUAAGUGUCGUGACCCUCCUAGAUGCUUCCAAUGUGGGGAUGCCGGGCAUUUGAAGAUGAAUUGCCCACAAUUGGGUGGGGCAAGGUCAUCGGGACCAAGUAGCGGGGCUACGGGAACAAGAAACCAAGCCCGGGGUUCCCAAUUAACUAGGGGGCAUGGAGGAGCAAGCGCAAGCAACGCGCCAUCCGUGAAUCAAGGAAGAACUCAAGCUAGAGUUUAUGCGAUGACGGAGGCGGAUGCUCGAGCUAACCCGGACUCGGUUGCAGGUUGAGGCUAGAGCUUGCUUCCUGUGCCCGUUGCUCGGGUGAUCCUUUGGAGAGAAGACGUGGUUCGUGCUUUCUCCAUUCUGUUUUGAACAAUAUUAAACAUGCUCAUGGAUAUUUUACUUUAGAGCCUGCGUGCUCAUGAAUAGCCCUGUGUGGCCCUUUUGUUUUAAACAAUGUUUUCCGCUGCGUUAUGAAUUACUUAUUAUGUUUGUUUAUGGAUGUUAUAUGUGUAAAUGAUAUUCAAGACGCCUUGUAUAAUAUGAAUGUGUUGGACUGCGGUUGACUAUUCGUAUUGUACGGCGGGUUGUUGAC